Messenger RNA from Uranotaenia lowii, 18351 nucleotides. It is a transcript of the gene SLO2, whose product is annotated as potassium channel subfamily T member 2. NCBI's taxonomy places the organism in Eukaryota, Metazoa, Arthropoda, Insecta, Diptera, Culicidae. Gene Ontology annotation, cellular component: membrane. Gene Ontology annotation, biological process: potassium ion transport. The record is from RefSeq and is a predicted model, not a curated record. The transcript has 29 exons. Bases 2277 to 7343 code for a protein of 1688 amino acids. Gene Ontology annotation, molecular function: intracellular sodium-activated potassium channel activity.
CGCGUUUGCAAGUGUGUUGUAAGAGAGCUUGCGGGAAACACAAAACACAAUAUUUAAAACGUCGCGCCAAAGUCGGAAACGGUACGGUUACCAUACAGCCUACAGUAUAGUACGGUUCGGUUGUUUGUUCCGCCAGACAUGGAUUUUUUUGUACAGGAUUCUAUUUGAUUUAGGCUUCGUUCUUGAGUUCCGGGUAGCACAGGUAUAAACGAUCCUCCCCGCCUGGUUCAUGUCCUCGUAACCUUCCGGCCAUUUCCGGUCACCGAUUUUGGAAACCGUUCGUUCGUUCGUUCGUGUCAAAGAAAUAGUGUGUGCGUAAAUAUUCGUCGAGAAAUCUUACCGGAUUACCACCACACAAAGGUGUUACACCUGGCCGAAACAUUAUGAUUGGAGCAACAUCGCAGCGGGACGGUGGCUGCUUCUCAUUUCGGAAGCCAUCAGGCCGAUGUUAAUUAUUCGGUCGGCCCAAGCUUUCGCUUGGCUUCUGAGGGUAUCGAUCGACCUUCGUCCAGUGUUUUGGGGAGAUGGCAAAAUCCCCGAAUAAUCGAAAGUGAAAGUGCCUCGUUCCUGUGAGUUAUUAUCACUUUUUUUUGAGUAAAAAAGGUAAAGCUCUCCCAAAGAAGAAAAAAUUAAUGGAAAAAGUGCCCUCCUGAAAAAAAUUCAACCACUGAUGCAAAUGUGUACCGGCUUUGUUAGUAAUAAUUUAGGAAGCAACCAAAAAAAAAUUCAAAAGCUUCGGGGAUCAAGGUAAAAGUGGUCCUUCCUUCGGAAAUCAAAUUUGUGCCCCCAUCUCCCUUAAAUGAUUGUGGUACUAGAUGUCUCAACCUUACUAUAGCCAACCCAAAUCACAACCAUUUCCAUCGAUGUAGCGUCAUCGUUGUGUACAAAAAUAAUCAUCGUCACUAAACGUAUCCUAGAAUUAAACAAAACAUAAAACCCUAUUUUUAUAAGAGUGCUUUGGAGGAAAAGCUUUAAUCGCGGAUCUCGCUGCAGCAGACCAUCGUUCUGAGCCUUCUGCUGAUAUCCCAAAAGGAAAUUCGGUGGCAAUAGCUGCGUUCUCUGCGGUGGGUCACGAAUACCACACCAAUACUUAUUAGGACGUCUACGAAGAUGCACAUCUGUAAAUGCAUUAUCCUUAACGUGGAACUCUGGAAAAACGUCUCCAAAAUCUUAUGAUAAAACAGGAGGACCAAAUCAUCAACAACAACAAGGAGCUGAAACGAAAACAUCAGAUCCAACAAAAGUUACAAUAACACGGUGUUUAAGAAAAAUCUGAAUUUAAACAACACCGGAACCAGCAGUUCAAAAUUCAAAUCUUUUGGGUGAGAAGAAGACGCCAAAGGAGACAACGUCGUGAAGCGUCGCGGCGCCGUUCUCCCAAAGACAAGAAAAUCCUUUUAGAAGCAUAUCGCAUCUUUUUCGCAUUUUUCUACCGAAAUCCUUAAGGAAACAGGAAAGUUGCCGCCUAUUGCUGCUUCGCAGCCUGCAAGAUUUUUAAUUACGGAUGCUUAAGCUGAUGAGCAAAUGGGAAACAACAACACUAACUAGUUUAGUCAUCGUUAACUGGAAGAUAAAUAUUGCUGGAGCAAACCCAAAGUGUCAUUCCUAGUCGCCUAAAAGUUGAAAAUAAGUAGUAAUUACUAUUUAGAUUGUCGAUAGCAAAGUGAACUUAAUAAGUGGAAUCCUAGUGGAAUAUCUGUCUCGCCUUCUCGUCCUAGUGAGUAGUUUUCGAUCGACGUUUUUUUUUUCGAGGGAUAAAAAUCCCGGAAUCCUGAACGUAACACAGUGAAGAAUGUCAAUUACCAAAAGCCCGUAAGGACUGAUAGAGUUUCAAAACCGUAGAAGAGCUGAAAUAGGGAAUAAAUAUUUUAGUCACGCUGCGUUCCAGUAAUAAGAGAAGAGUUAAGUCAAUAUUCACCUUGUUGGCUUCCGGCUCUGGGAGAGAAGUGUUAAAUCGAAGGAAAAAAAUAUCCGAUUUUUCGUCAGUGUGUGGUUGCUAGAACGGGCAUUUGUGGAACCCGAAUGUGAGAGAAAAACUACUUUGGCACACAAUAAAACCGACAUGAGUAAGUCAAACUUUUUGCAGCUCUCGAUAACACCCGAGUAAGGUGGAAAACGUGAAAAGUUUCAACGUGAGCACUCCCACAUCCAGGGGAAAGUUCUCUGUGGGUUGUGUGAAAAAGUGAAUCAAACAAUCCCGUUCACCGACUCCGAAAGGUUAAAGUUUUGAGCCAAACAAACCAGAAAAACCGAAGCCAAACAAAAAUCAGAGCAGUAUGUCGCUGUUCUUCUUCCGGUUGCACAAUCUCCAGCGGGAGGAGGCCAACAAGAAGCGCAAGAAGGCCCAGCAGCAGCAACAGCAGCGGCAGAGGCAACGAAGGGGGGCCAAAGUCUUCCGGGCGCCGAGCAGCAACUCGAGCAGCGGUUUCAGCCACCUCACCCUCGGGCCCUCCCGCCUCUUCGAGAAAACGCCGAUGAGCCCCUCCGACAGUCUGGAUGAGAUCGCGCUGCAGAUCCCCAGAGUACGGGUAGAAUAUUAUGUAAAUGAAAAUACAUUCAAAGAAAGACUGCAACUAUAUUUUAUAAAAAAUCAAAGAUCAAGUUUAAGGAUACGUAUAGCUAAUUUACUGUUUAAGUUACUAACCUGCAUUUUGUACAUAAUACGAGUGAUAUCGGACUUAGAUCCAACGUAUGCAACUUGCUACGGCUGCAAGGUGUCGAACAAAACAGAGUUCCUGGACUCGGCCAAGUUGACCGAGGAGGAGUUCCAGGAGAACCCCAUCAUCAACUGGGACGCGAUCCUGUGGGUGAAUCGAUCAACGGAGCUUUGGGCGGUUCAGCUGGUCCUGGCGCUCAUCUCGCUCUCGGAGGCGCUGCUGAUAGCCUAUCUCGGAUAUAAGGGCAAUAUAUGGCAGCAAAUUUUAUCAUUUCAUUUUAUUUUGGAACUUGUUACAACGAUACCAUUCACGGUUACGAUUUUAUGGCCUCCGUUUCGAAAUCUUUUCAUUCCCAUUUUCCUCAACUGCUGGCUCGCGAAACGCUCGCUGGAGAAUAUGUUUAAUGAUCUCCACCGGGCGAUGCAAAAGUCACAGUCAGCGCUAUCCCAGCAGCUGACAAUCCUGUCGGCCACAUUGCUGUGUUUGGUGUUUACUAGUGUAUGUGGAAUUCAGCACUUCCAGCGAGCCGGCCAUCGGCAUCUGAACCUAUUUCAGAGCACCUACUACGUGGUCGUCACCUUCUCGACCGUCGGCUACGGUGACUUUGUGCCGGACAUUUGGCCCUCGCAGCUCUACAUGGUGAUCAUGAUCUGCGUGGCGCUAAUAGUGCUGCCUACACAGUUCGAACAGUUGGCCUUCACGUGGAUGGAGCGGCAGAAGCUGGGCGGUAGCUAUUCGUCCCACCGGGCCCAAAGCGAGAAGCACGUGGUCGUUUGCUCUACGACGCUUCACGCCGACACCAUCAUGGACUUCCUGAACGAGUUCUACGCCCAUCCGCUGCUUCAGGACUACUACGUGGUGCUGCUGAGCCCGAUGGAGCUGGACACGACGAUGCGGAUGAUACUGCAGGUUCCAAUCUGGGCUCAGCGGGUCAUCUACAUCCAGGGUUCCUGUCUGAAGGAUGGCGAUCUGGCCCGGGCCCGGAUGGCGGAAGCUGAGGCCUGCUUCAUCCUGGCGGCACGCAAUUACGCCGACAAGACGGCCGCCGACGAGCACACGAUAUUGCGUUCCUGGGCGGUCAAAGAUUUCGCCCCCAACAUCCCCCAGUAUGUGCAGAUCUUCAGGCCCGAGAACAAACUGCACGUCAAAUUUGCCGAGCACGUCGUCUGCGAGGAUGAGUUCAAAUACGCACUGCUGGCAAACAACUGUACGUGUCCUGGAGCGAGUACGCUGGUAACACUGCUGCUGCAUACCUCCAGGGGCCAGGAAGGUCAACAAUCGGCCGAAGAGUGGCACCGGCUGUACGGGAAAUGUUCCGGAAAUGAAAUCUACCACAUCGUGCUCGGCGACAGUCGAUUUUUCGGCGAGUACGAAGGAAAGAGCUUCACCUAUGCCAGUUUCCACUCGCACCGGAAAUACGGCGUUGCCUUAGUUGGUGUUCGACCGGCCGAGCUGCCCGAGUUCUACGAAGACACCAUUCUGCUGAACCCGGGCCCCCGACAUAUCAUGAAGAAGGACGAUACCUGUUACUACAUGAGCAUUACCAAGGAGGAAAAUUCUGCCUUCGUAGUGAACCAGAACCAAAACCAAAGUCCCGACCAACCUGUCAAAGAGGUUAUUGCAAACAACAACAACAACAACACCAUCGAUUGUACGACGACGACGGCUAGUAGCAAUCCGCAGAUGGCCCCAGUGCCUUCGGUCUGUGUCCGCGUGCCUCAUAGUCCGAGUCUGAACUCGGUCAACUCUGACAGUCCCGGGUCUCCGCGAUGCACUAGCAACUACAACAAUCCACCACAAUUCUCAUCAUUCCCACCACCACAACUGCAGCAAACACCACCUUCACCAUCUUCACAACCUCCAUCAUCACCACUACUACUUCUUCAGCCGGGCGUAUCCCUGGACAGUGACGUCACGACACUGGCCUUGCCCACGUACCCGGAAUCUGCGCUAAAUUCAGGAAGCACCGCUAACGCCAUCACGGUGUCCGAUUCCAAGACGAACCUGAAGGAGGCGGCGGCGGCUUCGACACCCGCGACGGCCACAACCCAAUCGACGCUGGGACCUCCGGCCAUCAGCACAGCCAACCAUCUGGAGAUUCCGAGCAACAACAACCCGAACCUGCUGAGUCCGGACAUCUUGAAUCAACGAAGGGGAAGCAGAAGACCAUCGAUCCUGCCGGUUCCGGAUAUGUUUACGUCCUCUUCGUUCAGUAUAUCCGGGGAGGACGGUGAGGAUAACGAAAGUGAUGACGAGCUGGACGACGACGUUCCCUGGCGGGCUCCGUCCGAGAAAAUUGCUGCCGAGUUUGGCAGUGCUGCCGAUCUUUCGCUGCUGCAAAUGUAUUCGCACGCCCUGAUGAGCCGCUCCUCGACCGGCGAUACCCGGGACUCUUCCGGCAACUCCAAUUCCACCAAAACCACCACCCACUCACCACCACCCCCUGCAUGGCAAACCGAUUGUACGCGAAUCGUCAAAGGUUUCCCUCCGGUUUCACCGUUCAUCGGAGUCAGCCCAACGCUCUGCUUCCUGCUGAAGGAAAAGAAACCACUCUGUUGCCUGCAACUUGCUCAAGUCUGUGAACACUGUAGUUACCGAAACGCCAAAGAAUACCAGUGGCAGAACAAAACCAUCAUCCUAGCGGCGGAUUACGCUUCCAAUGGCAUCUACAAUUUCAUCAUCCCGCUGCGGGCCCACUUCCGGUCGAAAACUUCGCUGAACCCGAUCAUCUUGUUGCUGGAGCGAAGACCGGACAUUGCUUUCCUGGAUGCCAUCUCGUACUUCCCACUGGUUUAUUGGAUGCUGGGCUCCAUAGACUGCCUAGACGAUCUGCUUCGGGCUGGGAUAACGCUGGCCGAAAAUGUCGUGGUUGUGAACAAAGAACUGUCCAAUUCGGCCGAAGAAGACACCCUCGCAGAUUGCAACACGAUCGUAGCCGUGCAAACGAUGUUCAAAUUCUUCCCAAGUAUCCGUAGCAUCACCGAAUUGUCGCAGAGUUCGAAUAUGAGGUUUAUGCAAUUUCGGGCUCACGACAAAUACGCGCUACAUUUGAGUAAGAUGGAAAAGGUAACUAGUCUUCCCGUUGAAGCACUAAUUGCGUCUGCACGAUCGAACACUUCUGUUGACACUUUUGAUGAUCUCCAACAGCGAGAGAAGGAGCGUGGGUCGCACAUUUCAUACAUGUUCCGACUGCCGUUUGCUGCCGGUAAUGUCUUCAGUGCCUCGAUGCUAGACACUCUGCUGUAUCAGGCAUUCGUCAAGGACUACGUCAUCACUUUCGUACGUCUGCUAUUGGGCAUUGAUCAGGCCCCCGGAAGUGGCUUCCUGACCUCGAUGAAAAUCACCAAGGAUGACAUGUGGAUCCGAACCUACGGACGACUGUAUCAGAAGCUCUGUUCGACGACCUGCGAGAUCCCGAUCGGCAUCUACCGGACUCAGGACACCAGCGGCUCGGAAGCGUCACAUGUGAGUAACUCACCCGUCGCCGAAAAAUGGCGUCCAUUUGGAUCUUUCGGGAUUAGACAUUGUGUGCGGUUGCGACCAACGCAGUACGAAGAAGAGGUGGUGACGACGACGGCCACCGCCAGCAGCACUUCCGCCUCCGGCCAACUGAACAAGGGCGUGGCGGAAGCGAAUCUGAGGGGCGUCACCUACAGGCCACCGGCGCAGUCGAUGCGCAAGUCCUCGUCCUGUCUCGGGGGAUGCACGGCACGCCGGGGAUCCAGCUACUCGAUCAAUAUGGCCGACGAAGCGCGAGACAAUCAUAUGCAACAAAUCGAACGGGCCGAAAUAGCCAAUCUGGUGCGAAGUCGCAUGGAAUCGCUGAACCUGCCGAGUAUCGACUACGACGACGUGAGCGAGAAGAGGAACCACCUGUCGUACGUCAUCAUCAACCCUUCCUGCGACUUGAAGCUGGAGGAGGGUGACAUCAUCUACCUGGUGCGCCCUUCGCCAUUCUCCGCCCAGAAAACGUUCGAACGGCACAACUCGCGCCGCAAGUCCAACAUAUCAUUUUGCUCCAACAUCAACCUGGCAGCGGCAGCGGCCGGUUCCCGACGUGGCUCGGGCAUCGGUCUGAACACCAUUGGUGGGCCUCAGCCGAUGUCAGGUUACGUAACGCCCCGUGCUCCACCGCUGGUCACAACAAAAUCGAAUUCUUUGUCUCUUCCAGAUAGUCCUAACGCAAUGGGACAGAUGAGGGGGCGAAGCAAUUCGCUCAGGAUCGACAGUGAUAUCUUGCUGCGGCGGUCCAACUCGUUGCGGCAGGGCCUCCCGAACAUUGGCCGGAGCGGCAGGCGGAAAUCAUCGCUGGAGGAGAUCGGCAUAAGCCACUUCGCGACGUUGAUGCAGGCGACGAAUCACAGCAACCCGAUCAAGAUUGCACUGAACGGCAGCAUCGGAUUGGAGGUAACACCUCCGGAAGAACCGCUCCCGGUGAUUGGCGUCCCGGUACCGACGAGUAGCGGUGGAGGAGUGAAUCCAUCGACCCUGGGAGCCUCCGGAACCCUCGGAGGUUCAACGCUUGGUCUCAGCACCAUUCAUGAUUCGCCGAACGGCAACAAUGGCCUCGGCGGGGGAGGAGGGCUGGUCGGUGGAUCCGUGUCUAACCUCUCGAGCAUGGAACGGAACGAUUCCGGAUCGUCCGGAUCGCAGCAUCCCCAACAUCUACAUGGAACGAUAGUAUGAUAUAACUUAAUGUGGGGCCGUAGGCUCCGCUCGGCGAUGCGGAAUAACAAGUGGAUAUAGAACCAGCCUCAAACCCGACGGGGCAGCAGGUUUUGACCAAGGGAUGAACCAGAGCAUCCAUCACUAGACGGGAACAACACCAACAGAUACUGACAGAUUCUUAUUUCGCCGAGCCGUGUGGGAGCCACCAAUUGACAGACUUAAGUCAACCAUCUCAUCUCAACAACAACGUUGUAGUUGAUUCUACUAGAUCCCCUUUAAUGAAUAGUGCCAUUUUUCGAAUCCAGAUUACGUUACCUUUACGUCACGCCAAAAUCUUAGCAUUUUAGACAAGUUAUAAAGUUCUCUCACAGUCAAAGUGAUGAAUCAUGCUGCACCGAGUCUAGUUAGAGACGUCACGGGUACAAAUCCAGUUUAGAACAAGGGUAGCAUCAACCUCUUGAAAGAAAAAAAAAUGAACACAUACACAAAUCUCAUCAAACUAAGGAAAAGUUAAUCGAAAGUUGCACCAACAAAAAACGAAUUCAAUAAAGUAGAGCAAACACAAGAAAACUAAAAACACUUGAAGAGAAAUCGACGCAAGGCGGUUUAAAAGGUGACAUUCAAUGAAUGUAGAUAUUAAACGAGUAAGCUACUGCAAACAACGGAACAUAACAGAAACAGAAACAUGACAAACCAACAUCCGGUUUGGGAGAACCCAAAUCGCUCACAGGUUGGAAGAAACAAUCGACUCAAUGUGGAUCAGUCUCCUUCAAAACACAGUUCGUCCCUCAGAAAAAUUCCUGGAACAAUUAGCAAAACCCUCUCGGUAGAAUUUCCCAACUGUUAGAAACAAAACUAAAUAGUAUAACCUAUAUUUGUAGCGUCGUUUACCCUAAUUGCUCCAUACUGUUGUACUGUACUGUAGAUUUCAAAACGUGACAGGAACAAGGCGAUGAUCUUGACGAAAAAAAAAGCAGACUCCCCUCAACGGGUGUUUCUAAACCUUGUGCCGGGGAGCAGUGAUAUUGCUGAAUGCAAAUUUUAGAGUUAGGAAAUAGGACUUUCAAUGAUAUCGGAGAAGGGUGACGGACGGAUGACGAAACGGUAGACUAGGUUUUAGGAGAAUGGUAGUGCGAUUUGAUUGUGGGGUGGUGCUUGAUUGCUUUUUUUUGUCGUUUUCCGAUUUGAAUUGAGGUGUUUUGUUUUCCAAAAACUCUUUUCCAAUAGUCAUUGUAGGUCAUUCAAAAAUCAACAGAUUUAAACUUUUUGAUUCCUCGGAUCAGAAGUUCAAGGAGAAGAUGAACUCUUAUAAAAAAAAAGUCUCAUUAAGGUACUGGUCUCGACGAAGGUUCAGUAGCGGUCUUCAGAAUUAUUACUACCAUAACGCAGCUUUUCAAAACGUUCCCUGGUAUAGCUAACGGUUGGAAAAUUGUUGCCUUCGAUCAUGACUAGUCUCUCCAUUGUCCAGUAGUGGUUCUGGACGGAAAUUUAUCGUGAACAAAUUAAUUACGAUGAUACUAUAAGAGAUACCAAGUUGGUGUUUUCAGCAAAAAUGUUUAUCAAACUAAGCGCUUUAGCAGUCUUAAAUCAAAUAUUAAAGCGUUUCAUUUUAGUAUGAUUUGCACAUAAAAUCUUUUUCCAGUGAACAGAUAGAGCCAAAUUGUCUUCUACAAAGUUGUAGCCAACAGUUUUUGAGGCAACAUUGCCACUACAGAUAUAUGACGAUUCGUAAGCUAGUUCAAAACUAAUUUUUGUGUUUGGACAAAAGAAUUCAUGAAGAUACCUUUUGGCCCAUGAAAUAUCCCAGCUGGGUUCCAACGAUUCAUGAAAAAGCACCGAUAGUCUCAGUAAAAACAUGUGUUUUCAAUUUUGCUAACCUUUUUUCGUUGAAAUUCUAUGCGUAAUUCGUCCUUGUGCCGUUAACAGUUACACGCGAACAAGUGAAAAGAUGAGUUUUCCCCUGGAAAACAUUUUUCCGCCACGAAAACUACCACUACAUUUUCCGAUUGCUGCGACACUUGUUUUUGAUUGGUUUGUUUAAAAAAAAACUAACACACACAUAUAGGAUCUCAGUGAAACUCCAUGUUUCUUUGAAGAGAUCUAAAUUCUACUUAAGACUAAAGCGUACACCUUUCAAGGGUUUAAUGGCUAGCAUCGUACUGAUGCUAACACCACCAGUCCACAGAAAGAGUACUAUGCCGUGACCGAGGCUCGAUCUCAUGACCUCUAGCUUAGAAGGCCUUUAAUGCUAUUCUGUAGGCCACGGUCGGCGGCGUUUUUGUUGUGAUUACGAAAGCAGUACGCUAAUCGGCAAGGUUAGUCUAUGCUAAGUUGUGUUAUCGUUGAGCGCUGCCAAAAUUUCUACUACGUGCUUGCAAAAACUUUUGGAAUUUGUUCCAAACACAAAGGAGAAAAAGCAGUGUGGAGAGUGUCAAUUGAUGAUUAACGACCUUGAGCCGAUCGAAUGUGGAUUUUGAGGCAAUUUUUCCACAUUAGCCAGCAGUUUUGUGGAUUCAAUAUCCGCCUCAAUAGGGAACUGUUUACGCAGGGUAAGGUGAUUUUUGUUUGUACUCCUUGUCGUACGGAGCUCAACGGCAGAAGGAUUCGUCAUUAUGUUGAUGACCUCUAUUGAUUGGAUGGUAAACCUCCGGCAAAAUGUGACUACCCUUAUAAUUUUCUUGAAAAUUUACACACCAGUGACCUAAUGUCCAAAAUAGUCGACGACAUGGCUCGGACUCAAAAUGUACCUACAACUUCUUACGCUUUUCCUCCAUUGAAUGAAACACCACAAUCAUUCCCGUUACCGAAAUUCAAGCGUCGCCUCGGGAAUGAUGAAGUAUCGCAGAUUUAUUCAACGAUGACUGAGACAAAUUCCAUUGAUCUUAGGGACCUUUCAGUCCCGUUUAUCGUACCUCCACCCCGACACCCAAGUUCUGGCUGUAUUCAGCUGGUCUUCAGUCCCAGAUCACGGACGCAGACGUUGAAAAAAUAGUUUCUCGAUGCCUGGAUUGAACCAUGCCGGUAGAUGUGAAACGAUUGCUUCCCGAAUGCGUAGACGGCUCCACUAGGAGACAAGUUUCAUUUAAGUUCUACGAACUGGCUUGAAUUCAUGAAUUCGUGGAUCAAACAAAAAACUACAAUCGACGGACUUUGACUCCUGUACCAUCAGUUCAAUGUUUUCGGUCGGUUGGAGAAGUGACUGCCCCGAACUUAUUGCUAAUUACGGACACGAUUCGAUCAGUUUCCUUGAGAUGGUCUCAUCUAGUGCCUUCGAGGAUCGUGGGAAUCAUUUGAAACCCACUGCAGCUGAUAACGUCGAAGAGACCCCAGUUCUCUUAAGAUUUUAAUGCGACGCUUCAACGGUUUUGGGAGAAUUAGCCACUAUUUUUUGGGUUUCUACAUUGAGACGCAACGCAUUAGGAAUUUGUGAGGCAAGUGUCGCGCAGCUUCCAGCCAGCCUCAUCAGUCGUCCCAGCUCUGAGUUCGACUGUGGCGAUGAGGUUCUCUUGCCUGCAUCUCCAGGCAAGUAUUCAUUGGGUUGAUAACAUUUUCCUUGUGUGAUAAUGUUUCACCUAGCCAGAGACCCUGCAUGCGCUAUCAACAUGCCUUGCCCAAUACUUUGCUUGCCUCUACUUGGGUUUCAAGUUUCAACACCAGGACGCAUCUACUGGAGCCUUUUGGAGACCUCGGAGCCCUUUGACUCGCGCUAUUCGUUGGAGGUGACGGGGUUCUCUAGGCUCUUGUACAGGCAAGUGCCAGCUUUUGUCAAGAACUUGCCAUUCGCGUUCCUGUUUCUGUUCCAGCACUAAUGCAUCCCGCUAAAUCUACCGAACCUAGUUAAUCCUUCGACUUCUUCUGGGCCUCCAGUACCGGGACGAAACGAACAAGGUACUAAGGACAUCUCUGCGCUCUUCGACUCAGUUGCGCUGUUUUCUUCCAGCGCACAAUGGUCCGAAAAGGCUAUUAGCGAAAGUUUUUUCAUAGCGCUUCUGUCUUUCAUCUUAUCCCUUAAGUGUCUUCAGAUAAUUUUAUUCUCGAAACAUGCUUUGAAUUUGAAAGCAUCAAAAGUCAAGUCAAAAUCCACUGUAAAAAAAAUUGAAAAUUCUAACUUUUUAAUUUCAAUAGAUAGAGCUUUACUUUUCACUACAAAGUUAUAGAAUACGUGAAAAUAUGAAACUUUGUUGAAUACAUCAAAACUCUAUCUCUUAUCAAAGCAGAGUUAUAGAAGUUUUAUUUUGAAAGUUGGUUUUUUAAACUUAACUUUAGUUAGAUGAGGAUAAUAGAACUGGGGCAGGGGUGUUCGGACCUAGACUCAGGAUCUCAAUUCCUAUGGGAAACUGGCCAACAGUAUUCCAAGCAGAAGUUCAAGCAAUUCUAGAAGGCACUUUAGCCUGUUUGAAAAGAGGAUACAGGUACACAAGUAUCUAUAUAUUUUCUGACAGCCAGGCCGCUCUCCGAGCACUAGGUACGUUCACAUGUUACUCCAAGCUAGUAUGGGAGUGUAUUGUUGCACUAAGAAACCUGGCCAUAAGGAACUGAGUAUCUUUAUUCUGGGUACCAGGCCACUGCGGUAUCCUAGGGAAUGAAGAAGCAGACCAACUAGCUAGGGAAUGAUCUCAGGGACUGUAGAUUGGACCUGAACCUUUCUGCGGAGUAUCUGAGAGUACCUUGACUAUGGAGCUCAAGAACUGGGAAAGCACCACUAUUGUAUCCAACUGGAAAACUUAACUUAACUUAAGUAAGCUCGAGAUAAGUGCCUUACCAAGGUAUCUUGAACGGACAUUAUCCAGCAAAACAGCAUAUCAAAAGUUCAAAACGAUGACUGUCAGUUCUGCAGGUUUAAAAAAGGAAAUGCAGAGCAUCUAUUACGAAACUGAUGUGCUUUUCUUAAUCGAAGAGAGCGAAUACUUGGGGCAAAAUGGAUAAGCGCACAAGACAUCUGAUUGCACAUCAGUCCUAAGAAGGUUAUAUCGUACAUCUUUUAUAUCAUAAAACCCUCCCCCCCCCCCCCCCUCAGUCUUCUUAAUGGCAUUGGCACGCUUGAUUUUCCGGUCCAAAUUUUUACCCACUGGACUCAGUUUUUACCGAGAGAUUUUUUUCUCGAAGCUGCUUUCUUCUCCAUACUUCCAAAACGCAUCUCGAACCGUUUCAAUGCUUACUUCGAUCAAACUACAACUUCCAAAAGGACUUCUAAACACGCAUUACGCAGAUUUACCCAAAAAAUGCAAUGUUUAAAACGAUUCACCGAUAGCUAUUUUAUCAUUAGAUUGUACAUAAAACCUAGUUGGUCCCUUUACGAUGCGUUUUUCAAGACACGAAUGGGUGCUGUAAGACGACUCAUUGUAUACUCAUGUAGUGAAGGUGUUUCACUUUGAAUCUGCAGAGACAAAAUUCAAUCUCGAGUUUUCAUCCCAUUUAACUAGAUUUUCAGGGAGUAUAAAAAACAACAUCAUUGAUAUAUUCCAUUUCACCUGUACUACCGAAUGCUCGACCUUUGGGUUCAACCUCAUCCUCAAGAUUCUGCACGAAUACUUCGACAUUCUUCACAACUUCAGGCAGGAGGUGUUUCUCGAUUGGGAGCAGUUAAGGAGUAUUUGUGGUAUGACUCUUUCGGCACAAAAUCUACUUCUUUUGCUUUGUAUCAAUCUACCACUUCCUAGGAGAAGUGGCAUGAUGUCGGUCGGAAUCGUGAGCCUCGAGAAGAGCGAGAAGAUGCUAUAAGAGCCACUCAGAUAAACUCUCCCAUUCAUAGUGCUAUCGACGAUGAACGAAGUUCUCCGAUUUCCGCACAUGCAAAUGACUUGCUGAAUCAGAAACAUUUGGACAAUUUAGAGAAUUUCUGCGUCUCGGGGUCCUCGGGAACAUAAAAAUUUUCUUGUUCAAGAUUCCAAAAAUAUGCCUUGAUGUACGUCUCAUCAUCCAUCAUGCAACAGUGUGGCUUGGUCAACUUAUGGCCGUACAGCUUCCGCGCAGAUCCUUCGGACUUUCCUGGAUAUUCCUACACCCACAAAUCUGACUCUACUCCAAAAAUGAUUUUCCUUGAAGGUGGAGUUAUCGGCGUAAGAUUCAAUGCCGGGCCGGCACUAGCAAGCUUUCUCAUCGCUGGCCAUUUAUUUAUUUUUUUUUAUUUUGAGGUAAAUUAUUCUUGUUUCGAUCGAAUGUAGUGGUCGUGCAUAGUUUUGCUUGGAAGCUCGAGUUUUUAGGCCAGUGGUGCUUUUCCAAUCAUAUCAUGUUUGGUACAGUACACUUUUAAUCGCAUUUUUUGCAUUGAGUCAGCGCUGAGCGUCAUUGGAAUUUUGUAGAUGCGCUUCUGAACAUAAGUCGAGCGUUCAACUCUGGCUAGAUUCAGUACACGAUUAUUUAGCCUAGCUUGAGUUAUUAUCGUGCGCGAUUUAUCUCCAGAGAAUUUCCUCUGUCUCGUUCUUGCCCUCUUCAGGUGGAGAUCCUUCAUCUUCUCGUUCAGCGCCAAAACGCUUCCUUUGAGUCGUUGGAACUGCUAAGUGAACCUUUCUUUUAACUCCCGAAGUAAGUUUUAUUCUUGUAGAAUGGUCCUAAGUAGUCGCAUAACACGUGCUAAAUGAGGUUCAACCAUAAAAUGUUGUACAAUACUGGGCUUAAAGGAAACAAUAUUUACGUAUGUGUUCUUUCUCGUGUGUCUCGUUCUUCAAACGAGUACUAUUUCAAACGACAGAACUGAGCAACAACUGUGAUCCACUAUGCACCAGCUAUGAUGUUUUUCGUAAAACGUAAUCUUUAUCGUGAUUUUUUGCUGGUAAAACUACUGGAUGCAAGUCCGUUAUCGGUCACAAGCUUUUAUUGAGAACUCCAAAAACCGUUCCUGAUGAUUUGUUCCUAUACCAUCAUGAGGGAGUGUUAGACUAGCCACUAGUCAGUGGGCAGGCGUCCCAGAGAUUCUCUAAAUAAUCCCUAGGGUCGGCAAGCUUCCAGAGGAAUAGUUAAACCCUCAGAAAUACUCACUGCAUAUGGUAAACUACGAUCUACGAACAAAAUCGUUGAGACCUCUUUCGAAAGACUAGCAACGCUUACAGGAGAUCUUUUGCGAACUGCUCCUUCUCCGACAAAGGACAUUAAAUGUUCCUGCUAUUUGUUGAAGAAUUGUAGCGCAUUCGACACCUCAAAGUUCCACUACAGUUAGACAAUUGUUUGUCUUCGAAGUCAAUAGAAUACUGUGUGCCCAAUGUGGUGAAGCUGAAACUGUUCUGCUGUUCAUAGCUGCUACCCAAGUUGUAAGGAUCUAGAGCAGUGGUUUUCAAAGUGGUCCCUACCGCCCCCUUGGGGGCGUUGAGAGCCUCCAGGGGGGCGGUGAGCUCAAUGUUGAAAUUUGGGGGGCGUUGGAAGGGCUCAGGGGGGCGGUGAAGUCGUAACUCACAUUUUCAGAAAUCACAAAAAAUGAAAUUACGAUGCAAAAAAUGAAAUUACGUUACAAAACUAUACAUCAGGUUGAAGACCUAAGUAUCUAUGAUUUCACAGAGCUGCAAGCAAAUUUAUGUUCCAGUAUCCCAUUAAUUAUUUUUAAAUGUAACUAAUAUAUAUUUUUUUAAUUAUCCCUGAUUAUGUUUACGCUCUUCAUGUUGAUCUUGUGUUUAAGAUACUAAAACAAGAAUAAUUUUAGAUGGCAAUGCUUGAUAAUCUUUAAACUGUAUUGUCUCAAAAAACCUGCUAAACAGAAAAUACCUUCGAAAAAAUCUGUAUAAAAAGGCGUCAUCUGUGGUUUAGUGAUAGAUUUUUUUUAAAAGAAAAUAUGUAAGAAUUAUUUAAGAUUAGAGAAUUUUUAUUUUAAGUUCUUAUUUGUUCAUAUCUGUUUCAAUCGAUUUAAAAAAUCAAUUGUGCCAUUCGCCAUCGAUAAACUUUGAAUCUGCUCGGUUACCACUCACAUUGCCUGGAUUUCGUUAUUAGAAUAUAAUUGAAGCUUUAACCCAGCUAACAUAAAAUCGUAAUAGAAAUGAUAAUCCAAAUCGAAUAUUAAGACAUUUUCAAUAACCAUCGUAAACAAGCUGGUAUUGAGUGAUUUUCUAUCAUUCAUUUACGAGAAGCUUUGCCCAAAAAAAGUUGAAUCGGAUAGCAGUUUAGUCAAUUCGUAAAUAUGUCUCCAAAAAGUUGAGAAUACGCUAAUUCGACAUUUACGAUUUGAGUAAACUGAUUUACGAUAAAUGGGCGGUCCUUCCUUCUUUCUCCCUUUGACCGGUUCGUGAACAGAAAAUCUCACAUAUAGAGCUAUGGCGCGAAUCUUUUCAACUAAUGAGUUGGCAUAGUGGUAAGAUACCGGACAGACAUCUCGGAGGCUGGAGUUCAAAUCUCGGUCCGGGAAAUAUUUUUUUUCGUUUUACUCAAUUACUUCAAAUCGUAUAUUCUGCAUUUUGUGGGGAAAUCGAAUCGUUAAAAUCUUUGUCAUUGUAGAUAUAUCGCCUCCACUUUUAUAGCUAUAUGCUAUUUUGGUAAGUUUAAUACAAUCUUUUCAUCUGGUAUAUUCGUUUGAUUAAUUCUGUUGUUCCUGCGAUAUACCCUCUUAAAUGUUUGCUGGGAAGACCCGUAAAUGCUGCAUAACUAUUAACAGGAUUCAAAUUCAGAUUAAGAUCAAGAAGUAAUACUAUUCUUACGUUAUUUUACCUUCUCAGUAUUUAAUUUGUAUUCAAGAAUGCAAUUUAGUCUUCAACAUUAAUGCAAAUUAAUGGUAAAUAGAAAAUUUUAUUUACCAAAAUUUAAGAAAGGUAUAUGAUUUGAUAUCAAAACAAACUAAUAAAUCAGUUUAAGUAAGUGUCCUGGAAUCUUUACAUAGAAUUAAGUUUUUACUGGAGGUUUGAAGCAAUAUGAGGCCUUUGGAGCCAAAAGGGUAUAAGUGCAUAAAAGUUUAUUUAAAAAAAAACACACUUUAAAGUUGUUAUAUUUGGUCAUUUUCCAUAUAUUUUUUUCAAAAAAUUGCAUUAUUCUUUCGAACAAAAUGUAAAUGAUAUUCUCAAAAUAUGAAGAAAUAUAGUUUGAAAUAUAAAAACUCGUUUGACAUUAUUAAAUCAAAAUCGACCAUUUUUACACUUAUAAUACCCCCUAUUCCUUUGGUUCUGAGGGCCUCACAUAAAUUUGAAUGAGUUUUGAGUUAAACCUUACAACAACAUCAAGCCAAAAGCCAAGCCAAAAUGGUUGUUCAACGAUCCAGAUUUUAAUUUUUUUUAAAUAGAUUUACUGAAAAUUGGCCCUGGGGGGCGUUGAGCUCAAAAAAUUUGCAAAAGGGGGCGGUGAGUGAAAAAAGUUUGAAAACCACUGAUCUAGAGCAAGCUGUUGCAAAAUGUUGCACUUCUAUAAAGCCGCUCUGCAGUAACAUGUCUGACAUACGCCACCGUUAUAAAUUCAUUUUUGAGGUUUGGACAAAAAGAAUUCAUUAAGAUACCUUUUGGCCCACGAAAUAAUCCAGCUACGUUCCAACGAUUCAUGAAAAAGGGUCGAACGCCUCAGUAAACAAAAGUAUGACUAUCCAAAGUGUGUUCGGAAGGGUUUAUAUUUUUUGGGACGUUUUUUUUAUGGUAACUUAAGCUCGUAGAGAAUGCUAGCAAUGCGUCAAAUUUUGAGACAAAUCUCCUGUGAAGAUUUUUUCAUGAUUCGUUGGAAUCCAGCUGGGAUAUUUCAUAUGCCAACAGGUAUCUUUAUAAAUUCUUUUCGACAAUUAACUGGCACAUAAAGGAACAGUUUUUGAGUCUAUCCAUAGAAACGAGAAGGGUGCAUAUAUUCAACUUUCGAAAAAAUAAACAGGUCAACAGACACAAAAUGCAAAACUUUUUGACGCUAGGGUAAUAUUUUUACAGAGCGAAUAGAUUCAACAGGGUGAACUCAUCUUCAUGCAUCUAAACCCAAUAUUUGAUCAUCUCGAAGGGGUUGUGAGAAAAGUAAACAAAAUUGCUUUGGAAGAUCAUCAACUAUCUGAACUCAUUUUCUGUUGUCCGUUGACUCUCAUACACAUUUAACGAAGUUUUCACUUUUGAAAUUUCGACUUCAGUUGAGUACUGAGGUCGAAAGUUUUGUUGUGGAAUAAAUCUGGUGUUGCAAGAUGUUUUUAAUAUCAUUAUUUACAAAAUCCGAUUCAUCAACGAAAAAAGUAACAAAGCACCACUUCAUCAAAUUGCCUGCUCGUGUAAAUAGAAACAACAUAAAAAUAAUUAAAAAUUAUCAGCAAUUUUAAAUCAAUUAAUCCACUACCAAAAAAACAGAAAGCUAAACCCUUUCCAUUGAGAUUCAAUCCAAUUUUUGACCUAAGUAGAACUGAAUCGCGUAGAUCGAUAGUAAACAGAGAGUAAACAGUUUUCCUUUUUUUCUAUCAAACGAGAGGUAACAAGAAUGAAAUACAUACCUACAUACAUACAUCCAAUACCAAGUGGUCCAAAGUAGUAGAACUUCGUUGAAACUUUAGAAAUUCAGAGUACCAUUUAAUACCGAAUAGUAAGAAUACACACUCAAAUUUUCAGAGAAAAAGUUGAAUAACACUAUUAUCAAUCGAGAGAUUUUUGAUGUGCAUGAACACAUUCUAUCAGAUCAGAUUUCUAUCACUGUUGAAUCGAGAAAGAAAAAUAAAGAAAAACGUGAUAUCCUCCACACUGACCAGAAAAGGGGUGGUCCUAGAUUUCUAUUACAAGUAAGGUUAGAUGUGAACUCGAAUCGAAAACAAAUUUAUUUUCAGACAAACCUAAUGGAAAAAAAGAAAUUUAAAAAAACGAAGAAUCUUUAAUGUUAAUCCAGUUUCCUAGAGAAGGAGAGAGUGUUUGUUAUUCAGAUACUUUUUAUAACACAAAUUUCUUAGCACAAACGUCAAAAAAAAACUAUAUUUUACUUGAGAUACUUCGAAGAAGUUUGUUAAACCGUUACUUGAGUGGCAUGGCACAAACAAAUUGAUUCCGUUACCUAAAAUCGUAAGCUGCUUUUUCGAUAAAUUUGUCCACUCGAAGCUCCUACACAAUUUAUUACACACACUGUUUGAGUCUUACCGAUUUUAUAUCCAUUUUUUGAUCCAAGUUUUGCUACU